AUCAAGCAACAGAACAACCUAUCUAUAUGCUUUAAUUCAUAAUACCUUAUCCAUAUUUACCACGUGUAAAAGUAACUCUUAGUAUAAAAGAAAGACAAGCAAGAGAACUCAAAUCUAUAAUGCCUUUCUUUCAAAUCUAGAGAUCUUAAAUCUUACACUGUUCGUAAUUUUUUUUUCUUUUUCAAUUAAGUGCAAAAAUGGGAUCACCAUUGUGCGAUCAUUUGGCUAGGCUUUGUCUUCAAUGUGAUUGGAAGUUACACUCUAAGAGUCCUGUAAACAAUUACGAUUAUUCGCGGAUUCCGUUGUGUAAUAAUUGCAAUUCGCAGACCGCUGUUGUAGAAUGCCUUGAACAAGGGUUGUGCCUAUGCCAAACAUGCUUUUCAAACCCUAAUGUAUUCUCACGUUUUAUUCUUCUUCGAAACGGUUCUAGUGAUAAUUCAGCAUAUAAUUGUCCACUGGAUCUUGAUUCCUCUUCUUCUUCUUCUUCAUCUUCUUUUAUUGAUCGCAAUUGGGCAUUUUCCCUUGGUUCCUUACCUCUCAAUAAUGAGGAUUCAUCAUCAUCUUUUGAAAUCCUUCAAAUAUUUGAAAAUCAUACAAAGAAUUAUAGUGAUCAACAUGUGCUGACGCUUCAGCCAGAUUAUUUGAACAUUCCUAAGGAUAGUUCAUGCUCAAGCUUCAAAGGCUAUGAAACUAAAGAAGAUAUAGAGAAUGUUUUGCUCAACACUUUUGAUGGUGCCGAGGCAGUAUUAGACCUAAAAGAAUAUAACCUCGAGGAAGAUUUGAUCGUCACCAAUCAACUAAUCGAUGAAUUAUCGAAACACAAUUCAGAGAUCACGCCUACCAAUGUAAACAUUAUACAAUCUUCACCAUCGGGUAUGUCAUCAUCGCUUAUACAAAAAGAUUACAGCAUUGAAGCUUUGGCUAACGCAAGUUCUCAAGAUCAUUAUAUAAAUCAAAUGAUUGGCUCAAAAGCAAAGGAAGAGACCAAUAAUCUUGCCAUAUUCCCUAACCCUCUUGCUCAACUUGACUGUGGACAAACGCAGUUGAUUUUUACCGAUGAGAUGUUACCAUGGCAGAAUCAAACAUUUGUACCUGUCAAGAGAUCUAGUCCACAAGAUCGAGAAGAGGCGAAGAAGAGAUAUUUCGAAAAAAAGAAGAAACGCAAGUUUGGGAAGCAAAUUAGAUAUGAAUCUCGAAAAUCUACAGCUGAUACGAAGAGAAGAAUGAAAGGAAGAUUUACAAAAGCUGGUGCUGAGUACGAUUAUGACCCACGAGCUGAUAAUAUUGACAAAGGAACUAAUAAAAUCACGAGCUAAUGAUAACCAAGCUCAAUUUUGAGAUACCAAUAAGGAAAUAAAGAGAUGGUUGCAAUCAUAUGAUCAUCAUCAUUAUGGUUCCAUGAUUUUUUGGACUUUGUUUUGCCGAGGGUGUGUUGUAGUUCAGUGGUUUUGUCUGGUUGGUCGAGGUAUCGAUAUCCACUGCAUGCACACGCUUGAGGACUGCAAAAGGUUCACAGAGAGGUCAAAAACGAUCUCUACUAUAGUUUUGAUUCCAUUCAAUAGAUUUUUUGGGAGUUUCUAUUAUUAUUAUUUUUUUUUUGUUUUUUUUUUCCAAAAGGAUUUUUAUUUUUUAAUUGCAGUUAAUGUUAAGUUAUCUUACCAAAAACUACAAAUUAAGAAAUUUUUUGGUUA
This is a messenger RNA of Arabidopsis lyrata subsp. lyrata, 1691 nucleotides long. RefSeq names its product zinc finger protein CONSTANS-LIKE 12. NCBI's taxonomy places the organism in Eukaryota, Viridiplantae, Streptophyta, Magnoliopsida, Brassicales, Brassicaceae. The record is from RefSeq and is a predicted model, not a curated record. Bases 198 to 1316 code for a protein of 372 amino acids. Gene Ontology annotation, molecular function: protein binding. The transcript is spliced from 4 exons.